AUGUCUCUUACUCAAGUAUUACCCGGAUUGAAUAUUUUGGCUGCUCCAGGAACUCACAAAUUACAAGCGUUUCUGGAUGUGUAUCGUCAUAUUUCUACAUUUGACAUCAAAUGGGAUACCAACUUAAUUGCCAUUUCUGAUGCAUCACUCGCACAAAUUCAAGAUCUUAUUCGACGUAAAUCAGAUUAUCCAAAGGUACAAACAGCAUUGUGA
Messenger RNA from Adineta ricciae, 213 nucleotides. Lineage: Eukaryota; Metazoa; Rotifera; Eurotatoria; Adinetida; Adinetidae. The record is from the annotation of a GenBank genome assembly.